Coregonus clupeaformis (lake whitefish) is the source of this 2295-nucleotide messenger RNA. Its product is annotated as DET1 homolog. Gene Ontology annotation, biological process: positive regulation of proteasomal ubiquitin-dependent protein catabolic process; protein ubiquitination. Gene Ontology annotation, cellular component: cullin-RING ubiquitin ligase complex; nucleus. Bases 350 to 1873 code for a protein of 507 amino acids. The transcript is spliced from 6 exons. NCBI's taxonomy places the organism in Eukaryota, Metazoa, Chordata, Actinopteri, Salmoniformes, Salmonidae. Gene Ontology annotation, molecular function: ubiquitin protein ligase binding; ubiquitin-like ligase-substrate adaptor activity. The record is from RefSeq and is a predicted model, not a curated record.
CUUAGCUAGCUAAUACUAACAACAUUGAACAGUGUUGAGAAAUCACCGCUCACUUAUUUCGUAUGUGCAGAACACAUGUUCCAAGCUUGCCAUACAUUCGUUUUUAUUGCCUGUCCUCAAGACUGUAAGUUAAACGUUAUUCCCGCAUUUGUUCAUUUUUGUGACUGCACAGUCAGUGCACUAGUACCAAAUAUAUUUAUAACUAACCCCUUCUGUCUGUGCUAGGACUAGUAGCGAGCUAGCUAGCAUACCGGUUUGACAGAAUCACAGCAUGCUGCAAGCGACAAUUGCUAUACAGAGAGAUUUGUGAUGUAGCUACCAGUAAGUGAGAGCUGGCAACAAUCAAACAAUGGAAGAUGAUUCCCCAACCCUGAAACCCAGGCGCAUCCAGAACCAGAAUGUGGUCCAUCGACUGGAGCGGCGACGGAUCUGCUCUGGGCGGGCUGGAGCCCACUGGUAUCGCGUGCGCUGCUUCCACCAGAACCUAUUCCCCAACUUCACUGUGGUCAACGUAGAGAAGCCUCCCUGCUUCCUCCGCAAGUUCUCCCCAGAUGGACGCUGCUUCAUAGCCUUCUCCUCUGACCAGACCUCCCUGGAGAUCUAUGAGUACCAGGGCUGCCAGGCGGCUGAGGAUCUGCUGCUGGGGCAGGAUGGGGAGACCCUGGCAAAUGGCAACGACCAGCGCUCCCUCAACAUCCGCGGCCGCCUCUUUGAGCGCUUCUUUUCACUACUGCACGUCACUAAUGUGGCCUCCAAUGGGGAGCACCUGAACCGAGAGUGCAGCCUGUUCACUGAUGACUGUCGCUAUGUGAUCGUGGGCUCAGCGGUCUAUGUGCCAGAGGAGCCCUCUCCACACUUCUUUGAGGUGUACCGCAACAACGAGUCUGUGACUCCCAACCCACGCUCUCCUCUGGAGGACUACUCACUGCACAUCAUUGACCUGCACACUGGCCGGCUUUGUGACACCAGGUCCUUCAAGUGUGACAAGAUCAUCCUCUCGCACAACCAGGGACUCUACCUCUACCGUAACAUACUGGCUGUUCUUUCUGUUCAGCAGCAGACAAUCCAUGUCUUUCAGGUGACAUCAGAGGGGACGUUCCUGGACGUGCGGACCAUCGGUCGGUUCUGCUACGAGGACGACCUCCUGACUCUGUCUGCGGUGUACACUGAGGCCCGGGCCGAGGGCCAGCCAGGCUUCUCCCGCCUCUACAAGGAGAAGACCAUCAACUCCCUGAAGCACAGACUACUGGUCUACCUGUGGAGACGGGCUGAGCAGGACGGCAGCGCCACCGCCAAGCGACGCUUCUUCCAGUUCUUUGACCAGCUGAGACAGCUGAGGAUGUGGAAGAUGCAGCUGCUGGAUGAGCACCACCUCUUCAUCAAAUACACCAGCGAGGACGUGGUCACCCUGCGAGUCACUGACCCCUCUCAGCCCUCAUUCUUUGUAGUGUACAACAUGGUGAGCACAGAGGUGAUGGCAGUCUUUGAGAACACCUCUGACAAACUGCUGGAGCUGUUUGAGAACUUCUGUGACCUGUUCCGGAACGCCACGCUCCACAGUGAAGCUGUUCAGUUCCCCUGCUCAGCCUCCAGCAACAACUUUGCACGGCAGGUCCAGAGAAGGUUCAAAGACACCAUAGUGAAUGCAAAGUAUGGCGGUCACACUGAGGCUGUGAGGAGGCUGCUGGGACAGCUGCCCAUUAGUGCUCAGUCCUACAGCAGCAGCCCCUACCUCGAUCUUUCUCUCUUCAGCUAUGACGACAAGUGGGUUUCUGUGAUGGAACGGCCCAAAACAUGUGGAGACCACCCCAUCAGCUGCGCCGACAUCUGUUGGAGACAUCAAUCAUUCAGAGCGAGAUGGAGAUUCUGUUAGAUUCCACCGGAGCAGACUGGCAAAAUGCAUAAUUACACUUUUCUUGACCAGGUGUUUAUUAGAGUCUGCCAUUUAUUAGCUAAAAUGUUUAAAUGAUGCCCGGCCAUUAUAAAAGGCAGGGACUUGUUGGAGACUGUGUUUAAUCAACAUUUUAUGGUAACUGUAAGCUCUCUUGUUAUUGGAAGUAUUACAUUUAUUGUUUGGAAAUGAAACUACAAUAACUAAUAACGUUAUAGGACAACCAUUUGGAUGUAGCUGUGUGUUCCUAGAUACCCUCUUUCAUUUCAAACUCACAUUUGAAAAGACUGACUGUUUUUCUUGUUAACUGCAGGUUUUAUGCUCGGGACUCUGGCUUGCUGAAGUUCAAGAUCCAGGCAGGCCUGCUGGGCCGGCCCAUUAACCAUGCCGUCCGGCGGCUGGUG